UCAGGGGCUGAGAGAGAAAGGGAGCCCAAAAAAACAAAGAGAGACGUUAGCUCAUGGCAUGUGAUCUGAUCUUCUGACGGUAACCUUUUGAUCUUCAAAAAUCAAAAUUUGAAAUGAGACAAAUAGUCUAGAAAUAUAUAGAACAAGCCCCCCAAAACCUUUCUGGUUGAUUCUCUUUCUAUUCUUGUAACCACUUGGUUUUACUGCAACUUAAAGAUCAUGACCCACCUCAUAAACCCAUGUAGUUGUAGUAACUAGCCAGUGAAGAAAUGUUUUUGGUGGUUCUUACAAGUAGUUGAGUUUUUGGGUUUCGAAAAGUUUGUUCCUUUUUGUCGAGAAUGGAAACAAUGUUUAAGGGGAGUUGUGGUGGUGGAGGAUUUGAGAGGAGGAGGAAAGAUGAGUCUGACUUACUGACCGAGUCUGGGACCGAGUCAAGAGAGAGUAGCAGCUCGAGUUCUGAGAGUAGCUCAACUGAGGGAGUUAAGCCCGGGUGUGCUUCCCCAUCUCCUUUGGGUUGGCCUAUAAGGAAAGCUGGAGAGUGCAAGAGCUUGGUCUCUAGUGGAAAUGGAAGUAAAGAGAAGAAAGCCCAUUUGGAGGAUUCAAAAUUCAAAAAGCAAGGCUCAAAGCUUUCAGAGAUUGACAUGAUAAAGGAGAGGUUUGCAAAAUUGUUGCUUGGUGAAGACAUGUCAGGGUCUGGGAAAGGGGUUUGCACAGCUUUGGCUAUAUCAAAUGCCAUCACCAAUUUGUGUGGUACUAUCUAUGGGCAACUUUGGAGACUAGAGCCAUUGCCUGAAGAGAAGAAAUCAAUGUGGAGAAGAGAGAUGGAGUUGCUUCUUUGUGUUGGAGACCAUAUCGUGGAAUUAAUACCCUCAUGGCAGACAUUUCCUGAUGGUAGUAAGCUUGAGGUUAUGACUUGCAGGCCUAGAUCCGAUCUUUUUAUCAAUCUGCCAGCUCUGCGUAAACUAGACAAUAUGCUUCUUGAAGUUUUAGAUAGUUUCGUAGACACGGAGUUUUGGUACGUUGAUCAAGGGAUUGUAGCCCCAGAUGGAGAUGGGUCAGCCUCUUUCCGUAAAACAAUGCAGAGGCAAGAAGAAAAAUGGUGGCUUCCAGUCCCUCGUGUCCCUGCUGGUGGUCUCAGCGAUGAUACAAGAAAGCAGUUGAACCACACGCGUGAAUGCACCAAUCAGAUACUGAAAGCUGCAAUGGCAAUCAACAGUGUCGCUUUAGCUGAAAUGGAUGUUCCUGACUCAUACUUGGAAGCUCUCCCAAAGAAUGGGAGAGCUUGUUUGGGAGACCUUGUGUACCGGUAUAUUACUUCAGACCAGUUCUCCGCAGAGUGCCUGCUCGAUUGCCUUGACCUGUCAUCUGAACAUGUUGCUUUAGAGAUUGCAAACCGUGUGGAAUCUUCAAUUUAUGUAUGGCGUCGGAGAGCUCAUUCAAGACCUCCACCCAAUCCAAAUCGCUCCACGACAAAGUCAUCAUGGGAGAUGGUCAAGGACUUCAUGGUUGACGGAGAUAAGAGGGAAUUGCUUGCAGAAAGAGCUGAAAGUCUCUUGCUUUCCUUGAAGCAUAGGUUCCCUAAUCUAACCCAGACCGCCUUGGAUACCAGCAAAAUUCAAUUCAACAAGGAUGUUGGGAAAUCAAUUCUCGAGAGCUAUUCAAGAGUUCUGGAGAGCUUGGCAUUUAAUAUUGUAGCUCGUAUUGACGACUUGGUAUACGUUGAUGACUUGACUAAACGUUCGGACAAUUUGUCUUCAGUUUCCACAGCUGCUGUGAUUUCUCACAGGAAGGUUUCAAAUCCCUUCUCCGUGCCAGUCUCAGGCACUCCAUACAAAACAACGUUCAGUACACCGAGCUUUUCACCCGUGCCGCUUAUAAGUCCUGCACGGGGUGAGAGAACUCCAUUCCUCCACAUUACCACCUCCUCCAACAGCAAUAACAACAAGCCUCCUCGUCGUGGUUUUGGUGUGAAGAGGGCGCUGACAAACUAUCUUGCUGUGGAUUCAAAACCCAAGAUCUGUGGCAAUACAAAUGUUGAUUCAAAACCCAAGAUCUGUGGUAAUACAAAUGAAGGAUCGUGUCCAAAUCCAAAGACAAAUGGCAGAGAGGGUUUGGGGCCGGAAAAGAACUCACCGACCCAAAAAAAUGGGACUAAAUUGCGUCAAUGUGCUCCCAAAUAUAUUGUAACUUGACGAGAUGCAUUGAGAUUAGGAAAAUUGAAAUACAGUUUGACAAUUAGGAUUGUUCAUGCUAGAAAAACCUUCUUGAUUGUAACCGAUAUUUGAUAUUUGUUGUUUAAUCUUUGCUUUGAGUUCU
Populus nigra (black poplar) is the source of this 2316-nucleotide messenger RNA. Its product is annotated as rop guanine nucleotide exchange factor 5-like. The transcript is spliced from 7 exons. Gene Ontology annotation, molecular function: guanyl-nucleotide exchange factor activity. The coding region runs from base 339 to 2192 and encodes 617 amino acids. The record is from RefSeq and is a predicted model, not a curated record. Lineage: Eukaryota; Viridiplantae; Streptophyta; Magnoliopsida; Malpighiales; Salicaceae.